This is a messenger RNA of Aspergillus tanneri, 1047 nucleotides long. RefSeq lists its product as uncharacterized. The coding region runs from base 1 to 1047 and encodes 348 amino acids. The record is from RefSeq and is a predicted model, not a curated record. The transcript is spliced from 3 exons. Lineage: Eukaryota; Fungi; Ascomycota; Eurotiomycetes; Eurotiales; Aspergillaceae.
AUGUGUACGAGUCGGCGGUGGAGAACGGCGGACGACUGCCACGGGCUCUUCCGACCCGGACUGGCUAUUUCUGAGCGCGCCUUGCUUGCCGAGGGCUGUCUGCAGUAUUUCCUGAGCGGUAAAGGGAUCAGGAUCAUGGAGAAUUUUGUGAGUGCAUGGCGAAAGUCCUACGAGGCGCUUCGUAGUCAGGUCGCCCCGACGGGUCCCCACUUGCUCCAUGGCAUGGAGGAACCAGCCGUGCAGAUCACACUAGAUGCUCUUCGGCAAGCUACAGACGCAGACACAAGGGCAGACAGUAAUGGGGAUUCUGAAUCGAAAGGGGCUCUCGUCACCAGCGAAAGCUCAAUUUCAUAUCCUGACGAGGAGACCAAAGCUUUAGCUGCCCGACUGCUCUCGGAUACAAAACUCGUGCCCGACGAAGAGGCGGUGUUUGAUAUCCUUGGAGACUUGAUCAAUUCCGGUCUCAAACUCUCGCGGAUUGUGUCCAAGCUGGCUCCCGUCGGUCUUUCGAUUUUGAGCAGCGUGAUGGGGGAGUCAGCCCCGGCAGCAGACGGCGUGGACGGGCAGCUGCAGGAGCUGACGUACCGUACCGACAUUGAUGAGGGCUUCCUUGACUUUGUCAAGGAUAAGGUGUUGCGCAUUGGCCGGGCGGUCGUGUCCACCGACUCUCAGGCCAUCUGCAAGGGGGAGGGGCGAAGGCUCGUCGACGACAUCCUGAACGACGAAUCUGCUGGCGGUGACCGCGGGCUAUCUGUAGAUGAUGUCCUGGGUUCCGAGCAAAAGACCAAGUUUAAGAUUCUAGAGGACGAUUAUACUCGCAAGUUCUUGGCCGUUACCCAGGGUACCCGUGCGAAUGAACCACUCUCUGGGCGGGCUGCAAAGGCCUCUAGGGAGACUGGAAAGAAAGCAAGUGCAGAUGACGAACAGAGUGUCGAUGACGUUAUGUUCGAAAAUGUGAAGAAGGAAGGAAUUGGUAAAACGGCCAAAUCGUCGGAUUCAACUUCCGCCGACUCUAUUUUUCCUUCGACUCCGCCUUUUAGCCGGUGA